Messenger RNA from Insectozyma verbasci, 738 nucleotides. NCBI's taxonomy places the organism in Eukaryota, Fungi, Ascomycota, Pichiomycetes, Serinales, Debaryomycetaceae. The record is from the annotation of a GenBank genome assembly.
AUGGCUACAAGAACACAAUUUGAAAAUUCAAAUGAAGUUGGUGUAUUUUCCAAUUUAACUAAUUCAUACUGUUUAGUUGCAGUUGGUGGAUCAGAAAAUUUUUAUUCUGCAUUCGAAGCAGAAUUAGGUGAUGUUAUACCAAUUGUUCAUACAACCAUCGCAGGUACAAGAAUUGUAGGGAGAAUGACAAGUGGUAAUAGAAGAGGUUUAUUAGUUCCAACACAAACUACCGAUCAAGAAUUAAUGCAUUUAAGAAAUUCCUUACCAGAUUCAGUUAAAAUUCAAAGAGUUGAAGAAAGAUUAAGUGCGUUGGGAAAUGUUAUAUGUUGUAAUGAUUAUGUUGCAUUAGUACAUCCAGAUAUAGAAAGAGAAACAGAAGAAUUAAUUGCUGAUGUUUUGGGUGUUGAAGUUUUUAGACAAACUAUUGCCGGUAAUGUUUUAGUUGGAUCAUAUUGUUCAUUAAGUAAUCAAGGUGGUUUAGUUCAUCCACAAACUUCUAUACAAGAUCAAGAAGAAUUAAGUUCAUUAUUACAAGUUCCGUUAGUUGCAGGUACUGUUAAUAGAGGUAGUUCAGUUGUUGGAGCGGGUAUGGUUGUAAAUGAUUGGUUAUCGGUUGCUGGAUUAGAUACAACAGCACCAGAAUUAUCAGUUAUAGAAUCUAUAUUCAGAUUACAAGAUGCUCAACCAGAUGCUAUUGGUGGUAAUUUAAGAGAUACAUUAAUUGAAACGUAUUCAUAG